This is a messenger RNA of Coccidioides posadasii C735 delta SOWgp, 720 nucleotides long. RefSeq names its product ADP-ribose 1''-phosphate phosphatase (gene POA1). Lineage: Eukaryota; Fungi; Ascomycota; Eurotiomycetes; Onygenales; Onygenaceae. Gene Ontology annotation, biological process: peptidyl-glutamate ADP-deribosylation. The record is from RefSeq and is a predicted model, not a curated record.
AUGAGCCGGAUUACAGAGACAGAGGGCGACCUGUUCGACGCCCCCGAGAACACCGCAUUGAUUCAUGCAUGCAAUUGUCAAGGGUCAUGGGGAAAAGGCAUCGCAGAGACAUUUAGGGCGAAGUACCCCGCGGCAUACCGCAUAUACCGCUCUCAUUGUCAGAGAUACCUCGUUGACGGGAAGAAGCUCUCCGAAAACUCCAAGGAUACACCGGGGCGGGCAUUGAGAUAUCCUGAAGGUACUGCAUUACUCAUUCCACCGCAACCUGAUGAUUAUAUUCCCCAAAAUGGCCCAGACUCUGCUGUCACACCAUCUACCCAGGGGAAGAAGGGCGGUGGUCGAGCUACACGGAGAUCCCUUCCCAAACACAGGCCAGCGGGCAAAAAACACUGGAUAGUAUGUUUAUUUACAUCAUGGCAUUACUCUGCGAAGUUGAAGAGCUCGCCGGAUGUAAUUCUUGAAAACACAAUCCUGGCCCUGGGAGACUUGAAGAGACAACUUGAAGAGCUGCAGUCUUCAAAGAGAGAUGGAAGAGAGAGUGCCCUUGAUGUUAGCGAGUCGGAGAAAGAAGAAAGGAGACUGGUGGAAGCGCCCACUGAGAUUUGGUCUUGUCGGUUUAAUGCUGGAUUGUUUGGCGUUCCCUGGCAGAAGACAAAGGCUCUCAUGGAGGAAUCGGGGUGGCAGGUUACAGUAGUUCGCCCUGUUGGGGAACCUUUGUAA